Carya illinoinensis is the source of this 1285-nucleotide messenger RNA. RefSeq names its product homeobox-leucine zipper protein ATHB-7-like. Gene Ontology annotation, biological process: positive regulation of DNA-templated transcription. The record is from RefSeq and is a predicted model, not a curated record. Bases 204 to 1184 code for a protein of 326 amino acids. The transcript has 3 exons. Lineage: Eukaryota; Viridiplantae; Streptophyta; Magnoliopsida; Fagales; Juglandaceae. Gene Ontology annotation, cellular component: nucleus. Gene Ontology annotation, molecular function: sequence-specific DNA binding; DNA-binding transcription factor activity, RNA polymerase II-specific.
AUAUAAGUAGUAUCUUCCACACUGCCAAUAAAGUUUGUUUGACGCUACGAGAGUGAUUGUCCCUGCCUACUCUCAACCGUUACAAGUUACAGUGAUCCUCACUCCAGCUUUUUCUGUCUAUUGCCCUUGUUUAUUCAUUCUAGAAUAUGAACGUUUUAGGUCCUCUGGGAAUUCAAAGACAGAACUGAUAAUAGAAAAAAGAAAUGGUGGGUGAUAAAGUCUAUGGAAUUGUUUCGAACGUGAGCAUCUUAUCUCAAAAAGAAAGGCUUCCUUUCUCCUCUGAGGUUCUUGAGCCUCUCUGGACUCCCAGCUCUAAUCCGUCUUUGCACGCUUUGAAAUCCAUGGUAAAUUAUGAGAAUGUUAGUGGAGGAAACACAGCAGCAGCAGCAGCAGCAGCUCGACCAUUUUUCCUACGGCUCGAUAAAGAUGAACAUGUUGACGAGGACUACGAUGUUGGGUGCUUUCAUCAACCCGGAAAGAAAAGGAGGCUCACUGCCGAUCAAGUUGAGCUUCUUGAGAGGAGUUUUGAGGUGGAAAGCAAACUUGAACCAGAGAGGAAGGUCCAACUGGCAAAGGAACUUGGUUUGAAGUCUCGGCAAGUUGCCAUAUGGUUUCAAAACAGGCGUGCUCGUUUUAAGAGCAAACAACUGGAAAAGGACUACGAAUCUUUGAAAGCUUGUUAUGAUAAGCUCAAGGUGGACAAUGAAAAUCUUCUCAAGGAGAAGGAAAGCUUGAAAAAUGAGGUUAAUUCCUUGAAGGAAAAAUUGCUUAUCAGAGGGAAAGAGAUGGGAAAUGCAGAGCCACUUGAUGCCAUUAAGCUGUCAAAAGCAGAACCCCAAGAACCAAUUCGUAAUCCAAUUUCUGAAAAUAUGUCCAACGCGCCAAAACUGUUGUGCAAGCAGGAAGAUGUAAGUUCAGCCAAAAGUGAUGUUUUUUACUCUAACAGCCCACAUCGCACUAAUGGGAAGAAUCAUUCUUCAUUGUUGGAGCCUGCGGAUUCAUGUCAUGUCUUUGAACCAGACCAGUCGGAUUUCUCACAAGACACAGAUGAUAAUCGCAGCCAGAUACCAUUGCCCCAACCAUUCUAUCUAAAACUUGAAGAUGGGUGUCACGAUCCGCCUGCAAAUUAUUGUAAUUUUGGGUUCCCAGCAGAAGAUCAGCCCUUCUGUUUCUGGAAUAUCUGAGUAAUUUUUAAGUUCUAGAUAAUGAGUUUAUGCAAUAUUAUUAAGAGUUCUGAGUUGUAAUUAUGAUUAACAAGCAAUAAAGUCAGUUGCCUUGGCCUUAA